Adineta ricciae is the source of this 1170-nucleotide messenger RNA. Lineage: Eukaryota; Metazoa; Rotifera; Eurotatoria; Adinetida; Adinetidae. The record is from the annotation of a GenBank genome assembly.
AUGGAUUUUGAUAAAUUUCGAAAACAUUAUGGCAUAAUCAUUGUUCUUUGCGCAUUCCUAAGUCGAAUAAUUUUCAUUGGAUUCUGUUGGAGUUAUGGUUCAAUCAUAGCUCAAUUUAAAAAGCAGCAAUCAUCCUUGUCGGAUGGAGAAUUAAGUUGGAUUGGUAGCAUUGGACAGAGCUUUGGUGGUCUUCUGGCUCCACUGAUUCUUUUUCUCGCUCGUCGAUAUGGUCAUCAAAUCGUGUUCAUAGUUUCACUGCUCAUCUGUGCUAUGUCAUUGUUUCUGUCUUCAUGCGUUCAAAAUCUUCAUUGGCUAUUGAUAACUUAUUCAUUUCCAUAUGGUUUUGCUAACGCGGCGAUUUUCAUCCUCGGAACGUUAGUCUGCGGUGUUUAUUAUCCGGUUCGGCAACAGUCGAAACAUAUUUUCGUCAUGUGUAUCAUUUCUACAGGAUUUCCCCUGGGUUAUCAUAUCAUGAGUGCAUUGAUAUUUUCAUCUAUUGAAAAACACGGAUGGCAAACGAUGAAACGACACAUUGGUUUCAUGGAAAUCAUGAUCUCGUGUAUUCUUGGUCCUCUGUUUACGAUGAAGUAUUUACCAUAUGCAGUUUCAGGAUAUCAACAACCAUCGAGUUCAGUAGUACAAAUGAACAGUCGACGAACUUAUUUUUCUAAACCAAUUGUUAUUUGGAUGAUGGGAAUAUUUUCCACAAUGUCAGCAAUCAAUAAUUUUCUUCUUCAUUUCCAUAGCUAUUUGGAAUCUCUUCAUAUCCCUGCAGCUCGUGUUGAUCUUUGGUUUCGUCUACACGGCCUAUUCGAUGCACUAUUUCGGAUUCUAAUUCCAGUUUUCGUUCGUCUCUAUCCAAUCGAUAUUAUCUACUUAUUUCCUACCUGUGUCGUUAGCGGCUUCAUCUUUCUCUUAUUAACAUUCGGUUUGCUGUACACAACCAUAUACGCUCUAGCAAUUUUACCGAUUGUUUUGUUUAGUUUUACAUCAGCGGUUACAACAUCUCUUCAAUAUACAGUCUCCAAUCAACUAUUCGAAAACGAUCAAACAGAACAAGGCUAUGUUUAUCAUGUCAUCAUCACAAGUCUCGGAUUGAUCUUAGGUCCAGUAAUUGGGGGUACAGAUUCAUUAUUCGAAAGAAAGAAAACCAAUGUACUUCUCUUUUAA